AUGAAAGCAUAUGCAAUUGCACUAAUAGUAUGUGGCUCUGUGGCAGCAGCUCUAGUUUUAAUUUUUUGUUGUUUUUGCAAAAGUGGCAGAAAGAAAAAGAGUUACCCUGUGAGUACGCGGAAUGUUACUGGUGGUUCUCCGGCUCCUCCUCCUCCUCAGCCUUUACAAGUGAACCGCGAUGUUGAGAAGGGAGAAAUUAAAGCCAAGAGCAACACAGCAAUAAGAGAUGGUGGAAUGGUUGUUCUAGGUGCUGCUGCUGCAACAGCUGCCACGGCGGCCGUUGUUACUAGUGCUUACAGUGGAGGAGGUGGUUGUGGUGGUGGUGGUGGUGGUGGUGGUGGUGAUGGAGGGGGAGCCAGUGGUGGCUGUGGCGGUGGCGGUUGUGGGGGUGGUGGCUGUGGAGGGGGUGGAUGUGGAGGCUGUGGAGGUUAA
Molecule: messenger RNA, 432 nt
Organism: Capsicum annuum
Lineage: Eukaryota; Viridiplantae; Streptophyta; Magnoliopsida; Solanales; Solanaceae
Product: keratin, type II cytoskeletal 1-like
Exons: 1
Coding region: 1-432 (143 amino acids)
Source: RefSeq, a predicted model, not a curated record